Messenger RNA from Myxocyprinus asiaticus (Chinese sucker), 1042 nucleotides. RefSeq names its product mediator of RNA polymerase II transcription subunit 21-like. The record is from RefSeq and is a predicted model, not a curated record. Gene Ontology annotation, molecular function: transcription coregulator activity. Gene Ontology annotation, biological process: regulation of transcription by RNA polymerase II. Gene Ontology annotation, cellular component: mediator complex. The coding region runs from base 78 to 515 and encodes 145 amino acids. NCBI's taxonomy places the organism in Eukaryota, Metazoa, Chordata, Actinopteri, Cypriniformes, Catostomidae. The transcript has 4 exons.
UUUCCGUACACUGCGCAUGCGCGGCUCCUUACUCACGUGAUUCAGAGCGGAAACGGAAAAGGUGCAGAAGAGCCAACAUGGCGGACAGGCUAACGCAGCUGCAGGAUGCUGUUAACUCACUGGCGGAUCAGUUCUGUAAUGCGAUUGGAGUCCUGCAGCAGUGUGCACCUCCAGCCUCAUUCAGCAACAUCCAGACAGCCAUCAACAAAGACCAGCCCUCCAACCACACAGAAGAGUACGCUCAGUUGUUUGCUGCUUUGAUAGCGAGAACAGCGAAAGAUGUCGAUGUGUUGAUUGACUCUCUGCCCAGUGAAGAAUCUACUGCUGCAUUGCAGGCGGCCAGUCUGAGGCAGCUGGAGGAGGAGAAUCAAGAAGCUGCAGCUCGUUUGGAAGAAGUGGUUUAUAGAGGAGACCUGCUGCUGGAGAAGAUCCAGUCGGCUCUAGCAGACAUCGCACAAUCGCAGCUGCGCACACGCAGUGGCACCCCCAGUCAGCCCACACCCCCUGAAUCAUGACACUGACUGACCCAAAACCAAGCAUGGACUGUACCAUCUGUACACAGCAGGGAUUUUUAUACUUAUCCUUCAGCGGUUGCAGGAGACUUUUUGUUAAAUGUACAGUUUAUUUCUGGGCUGAAGAAGGAUUAUCAUUUCAUUCAAGUACAGACACACGAGAUUAGAACUUCAUUAUUGCUGUGCUGAUGUCACACACGUUUGGUGUAAAAACACUCAAGACACUUCAAAACUAUCCUCGGAAAACAUGGAUAUGUCACAGUGUCAGAUUUUGGUACGAAACUUUAUCUGUAAUUUACAUUUUUCUUUCUAGUCUUGUUUUCCACAGCAUGUCUCUAUUACAUGAGCUCUGUCAUUGUUUUCUAAAAGAGAAUUUACAGCAUCCAUCACCCCCUUUCAGCCAUUAAUUGUCAGGGUCUGAAUAAGCUCGCUUUUGUAUAUUAAAGGAUAUUUUUCUGUUUGUUUUGUUUUGAAAGAAUUGUCUUUGUGUUUAACCAAUUAAACUGUAAAGUGCUUGUUACUCAUUUUAA